UUUUAACUUUGUGUGCGGAAUGAUCUCUUUCUUGGGAAUGAAACUAAAGGUAAGAAAGAGAAAUGCAGUAUUCGCAAGGCAUUGUUGGGAAUAAAGAGAUAAAACUUCAAAGAAUGAUCUCUUUCUUGCGAAUAUGGAGAUAGUGAGUUUCUUUUAAGUUUGUGUUCGGAAUAAUUUCUUUCUUGGGAAUAAAACAAAAAGUUUGCGUGCCUUCCGAUAUUAGUGUCUCCAUUUUAUGGUAAGCACAAAACCCUGCUCUUGUAUCUCUAGCUGAUUGUUCCCCCAAAUCAUUUCUGUUUAGCCCCAAUUCAGUUUUCAAAAGGAAAAAUGGCCGCAAGUGUCCUCCUCCCUGCUGCUCAAACAAUCCUGGAAGCCUGCUUGAAACCACUUGUAACCCAGCAGAUUAACCUAGCAUGGGGUUUCAAGGAAGACCUUAGAAAGCUGCAGAGAAGGUUAGAGAACAUGCAAGCAUUGCUACGUGAUGCUGAGAAAGGACACAUAGAAUCACGAGUCCUGAAAAAGUGGCUAAAGAGUUUGAAGUCAGUGGCCUGCGAUGCGGAGAACGUUUUGGGUGAGUUAGCAUAUGAAGCUCUUCGAAGGAAGUUGGAGGUAGGAAACCGGAUGAGGUACAAGGUACGCAACUUCUUCUCACCCUCUAAUCCGCUGGCAUUUCGUAUUAAGAUGGCUAAUAGGGUGAACAAUAUCAAUUUGUUAUUGGACGAAAUUUGUAAAGAAGCAAAUAAUAUGGGUCUUAGACCUGCAGAGCAACUCAUGAGUGCUUUUGUUCCGCCUAGUGAGCAUAGGCCGACUAUACCUUUCGUUGACGAAUCGGGCUGCGUGGGGAGGGCUGGUGAUGUCGUAGUAGUGAGAGAAAUGCUGCUUGGCUCUAAAGAUGAUUUAGCUGUCAUUGCUAUUGUAGGAAUGGGUGGGCUUGGAAAGACCACACUAGCGCAGUUAGUUUACAAAGAUACGAACGUUGUGGAGUAUUUUGGUGAUAACAAAAUGUGGGUUUGUGUCUCUGAUGAUUUCAAGGUUGAAAGGUUACUGAAUGAGAUGGUACAAUCUCUUUUUAGGGAGAAAUUUGAGAUGUCAAACAUAGAAGGAACAGUAAGAAAGCUUGGAGAAAAACUGAAUGGAAAAAAAUACUUACUCGUGUUGGACGAUGUUUGGAAUGAGAUUCCAAAAAUGUGGGAUGACAUGAGAAGUUCUUUGAUAGGUAUAGGUGGCUCCAAGGAAAGCAAAAUUAUUGUUACUACCCGUAGUAUGAAUGUGGUCUUAGCAAUGCGGGUGCCCCAAUCUCUCACCCAUCAGUUGCGUGAAUUGUCACAUGAUGAUAGUUGGACCAUGUUUAGGAAAAGGGCAUUUGCAAGUGGGGGACCAAGAGAAACUCAAACUUUGGUCAAUAUUGGUGGUAGAAUGGUUGAAAAGUGUAAGGGUGUGCCGUUAGCGAUAAAUUCGUUAGGAGGUUUAUUGUAUGACAAGAAAUCUCUUACCGAAUGGGAGGAAAUUGAGGAGAGUGAAAUAUGGAGAAGCGAGGGCGAAAUUCUUCCAGCAUUAAGGCUUAGUUUCCAUCACUUACCUUUCCCAAGUUUGAAACAAUGUUUUGCCUAUUGUUCUAUUUUUCCAAAGGACCAAUUACUGGAAAAGGAUGUCCUGGUCCAGCUUUGGAUGAGUCUAGGUUAUCUUCAGUCUCUUCCAAAAAGAAAUUUGGAAAUGGAAGACGUAGGCAAUGAAUAUUUUGAUAUCUUGUUGCGCAAUUCACUAUUUCAAGAUGUUGUCUUGGAUGAGUAUAACUAUGUUACUGCUUGCAAGAUGCAUGAUCUUGUACAUGAUCUUGCUCUAGAUGUCUCAGAGGGUAGUUGUUUGACUUUGAAAACUGGGGAGGUUAAGGACCAUCCCGAAGUUCAACAUCUUUCAUUGUGUCUCGAGGAAAAAAUGAGGUUAGAACUUUCAAACGAAACUAAUGGGAAACUAAGGACGUUGUUUUUAACUGGAAAUUUUCCCGAAAAUACUGAAGAUAUCAAAUCUAUUCGUGUUCUGAGUAUUGUAGAAUCUGGUGGGAAAGAGUUGUCGAGAUCUAUAUGCAAGUUCAUACAUAUAAAGUACCUUGACCUCUCAGAGUCUUCUUUUGAAAAAUUGCCCAAUUCUAUCACUAAGCUCUACAAUUUGGAAACACUGAGGUUGCCACCAUUUCCAAAUUGGGAAGACAUUCAAAAAGAAUUCCAUAAGUUGGUUAACUUGAGACAUCUUUGCGUGAAAGAAUAUUUUAGAGAAACUAGCAGGAAAAUGACUCCAACCAAGAUAGGCCAUUUGAGUUCUUUGCAGACAAUACCAUUCUUUUCUGUGGGUGAGGACGAGGGCCAUAGAAUUGAAGAGCUCGGAAGCUUAAGCAAGCUGAGAGGUAGAUUACGUGUUUAUGAUCUCCAAAACGUGAAAGACAAGGAAGAAGCAGAAAGAGCUAAAAUGUCUGAAAAAUCAAAAGUUACAAAGUUGGAAUUUCAUUGGGAUAGGUACCCUGUAACGUCAGACAUUAACUAUGCGGAUGUGUUGGAAGGACUUAAACCUAACAAGAAUCUUAGGGGUUUAAUUCUCAGAAAUUUCGGAGGACGAAGAUUGACAUCAUGGAUGAGGAGUCGAGAUGAUCAGUCGCUUCAUAAUUUAGUGAAGAUCGAAUUAAUCGGCUGCAAGUCAUGUGAAGAUAUCCCAGUACUCGGACACCUUCCGAACCUUGAAGUCAUUGUAAUGGAAGAAUUAGAUAAUGUGGAGAGCAUUGGUCCUGAAUUCUAUGGAUUGGAUGAACGAGUUGGUGGUGGUGGUGGUGGUGGUAGUAGUAUUGUGGCUGCACCAGGACCAGUAGUAUUUCCGGCAUUGAAAGAAGUCACUAUUCGUGGUAUGCGGAAGCUAAAAGAGUGGUCAGAUGUAUCGUCAUUGCCUCCUGCAACCAAGAGUAAAAUGGAGUUCUUUCCUCGUCUCGAGAAGUUAUUUAUCUCAGAUUGCCCUAACUUGAUCGACAUUCCGGGUCAUUUGUUAUGCAUUCAAAAUUUAGCUAUUACGGGUAGUACGGAUGGGUACUUCUAUUUUGAGAAAAUUGCGAAUAUACUCACUUCGAGCAUAACGGUACAUCCGGAUUCGACAAAUGUCAGUACUCUGAUUGAACAUUUGCUAGAAACAAGCAUGAAGUCCCUAAAGCAUCUGGAAAUACAGGGUUUACAUGAGUUGUGUUUUUUACCGAAGCAACUACUAAACCUAGCUUCCCUUGAGCUUUUAACAAUAACAGAGUGCCCUAAACUGAUGUACAUAGGCGAAGAAACAGGAGGGGAAUUCAACAGCUGCCUAACGUCCCUUCAGGAGCUUUCAAUUCGAGAGUGCAUAGAGUUGAGAUGCUUGCCAAAGGGGUUGCUACAACCGACCCUUGUAAGAUUGGAGUUGUAUAUGUGUUCCAAUUUAAGGGAGGCCAGCCCCGAUGAAUUGCGCAACCUCACGUCCCUUCAGGAUCUGGAAUUGGACAGGUGUAACUCACGAUGGGCAAGGCCUUGGGAGGAGGGGCAAUUCUGUUUGACCAGUCUUCGAAAGUUGGAUAUCGGUCUCUUCUCAGAGGAGCUGGAUUAUUACCCCUGGCCAGAGGUUGAGAUGGCCAAAGCUCAAAACCCGCAAUUGCUAGAAUCUCUUACGUUAAGGGGAUGGCCAAAGCUCAAGUGCCUUCCCGAUCAAAUUCGGCACCUCACUUCCUUAAGAGAGCUGGUAAUUUAUGGAUUCGAUGGGUUGGAAGCUCUACCGGAGUGGUUGGGUAACUUUUCAUCUCUUGAAUCAUUGGACCUCUGUGUGUGCCCUAAUCUGAGGAGUUUGCCCACACUGAAAAAUUUUCAACGUCUCAAGAAUUUACAAUCGCUAGAGAUAUACCGUUGUCCCCUUCUAAAGGAAAGGUGCAAAGAAGAGGGAGAAGAGUGGCACAAGAUUGCUCAUAAUCUGAAGCUCGUGACACGAUUUUGAUCCAGAUUCAUAUUGAUUGGUUUAAUCAUGGCUCCUGGGGAAAAGGCAAUGUCAUCGAUUAGGAGAUCCUCUAUGCUUUCACCAUCUCAGCCCCCGGAAUCAGGAUCUUCCACCACCGAAUUCUGAUGCUUUGGGUGAUGCAUCAUCUUUUGCACAGUCUAAUGGCGCAGAAUCUCUUACUUUAUCGGGAUGGCCAAAGCUCAAGUGCCUUCCCGAUCAACUUUGGGACGUCACUUCCUUAAGAAAGCUGCAAAUUUAUGGAUUCGAAGGGUUGGAAGCUCUACCGAAGGGUUGGGUAACUUUUCAUCUCUUGAAUCAUUGAGGCUCUACAAGUGCUGUAAUCGUACGAGUUUGCCCUAACUGGAAAAAUUUCAACUUCUCAAGAACUUACAAUCUCUGGUUAUAGCCCGAUGUCCCCUUCUAAUGAAAAGAUGCGAGGAAGGGGGAGAAGAGUGGCACAAGAUUGCUCAUAUCAACCAUCGGAAUGCUUGGAAGUUGGAAUGCCAUAUGCUUGAUUGUGGAAAUUCAAGGCAUCAUUUUGGUUCUGUUCUCAAAAGUCUGAUUCAAAAACUUUUCUGCACAAGGUUUUCCUUAGCCCUGAAAUUUGUCCUGGAUUGGUUCAAAUUGCUUAGUAGUUUUUCCUCACUGCUUAACUGUUUGUCCAGAGAUAAUAAUCUUGCAACGUCAGCAGUUGUUUUCUCUGCUGGAAGAUUAUCGGAAAUGAAUUUUGAAAAGGUAUCUUAAAGUGAAGAUUUUGGUCCAGGACUUCAAUGUCUGGCCUCCCACUAAAGAAGCAAGCAAAUAUUGCAUUAUUACUGUCUGGACAAUCAAAGUUGGAUCUGAUUAAGAAAGGGGAAAAUGUCCUCAUUGAGCUUCCUAGCAUUAAUAUUUGAUGUAUGACAUCUUACUCAAUCAACCAUUAGCUGGCAAUAGUUUCUUCUUCUUUACCGAUGAGUAUAUUUCUAGUGAAUUACAGAAUUCUUUGUUGGAUUAGUUUUACAUUGAUUUCUGUUACUACUUGGUUGUCCUUGAAGUAUAUUGCAUGUUGGAAUUUUUGCUUUCCAGCUCUAAGAUUAACAACUGCUGGCCACUUUGAGAAUCAUCAGAUCCUUGUUAUGGCUACUUCAUAGUUCCACCGGAGUUAUGUAUUUUGUGAUGUCGGUUUAAGAUAAUGCAGACAAACGAAAGCUAAAUAAUCCGUGCCUAAACAAAAAGCUCAAAAUGCUUUCCUAACCUUCAUUACAAACUUUUUUCCAUAUGUAACCAAAAUGAGAUCAGGAAGGUGCACAAUGCUCUUGCAUGCAUGUUGUAUUCAUCUUUAUGAAAUUUUGGUGUUGUAUUUUUAUUAGUGAAGAUAAUUACAUGGAUCCAAACAAUUUAUGUUUGCAAUUAAGAUUGUGUUUGCCUUGCCACAGAAUCCUUUAGGUCCUAAAUUCAUUGUUUGUUUUGUAUGGUACAAGCACUAAUUUACUCUUCUCAAUAGCUAUAUACUGGAUCUUCUGUAUCUUUUGCAAUAUAGAUGUUGACUUUAACUCUAUAUUUACGGAUCAAAAGAAAACUUUAAGCACUAUAUUUACUUUUAUUGUUAGAUGUCCCGUGUUUUCGUCAUUUUACACUUGAGCUGUUAUAAGUCGAGAAAACCUCAAUCUUUGCUUCUCCUGCAUUUCUUCUCUUAAGAUUUUCUUGUAGACCUGCAGUUUGUUUGAUUUUGUGGUCCCAGUUGCAGCUAAUUUUGGCUUAUGCCACCGAUUGAUUUAUUGUACCUAGUGAAUGCUCCAUCUCUUCAUUCAUGACAUUAACAUAGUUUUUAUAUGUAUCUGCACGAGUACUUGCAAAUUUGCUUGGAAACAGCCUCUUAGCAUGCAGGGACUAAGACUCCAUACAAAUGAAAUUGACAUCUCACAUCCAUAAAAUUAUUCGUUCCAAUAAAACAUUGUCAGAGGAGCAUUGUGAGUUUCUAUUUCAAUAGUUUCCUUCAAAACGACUACGACAAGUACCUAAAUUAGGAUCAUUUUUCCCCUCUUCUUUUUUCUUAGGCCUUCUCUAUGACUUUUUUUGUGUGGCCAAUACGUAAAAUUCCCAACAUUAUUAGGUAUUUAUCUCUAAUCACGACUUAAAUUAUUGUUUAUGCAGUAUUUCCUGUAUCAUAUCUACUGAUGCAUCCACAAAUGUUUUGCCCAUUGAGUUAAAGCCCACAUAUCAUCUCUUGAAUGCCAGUUGUGAUUUGAAAGUAGGAGAUUUUGUACUGGCUAAAGUCACAUCUGAACCUGUUAAACUUAGUCCCACAUCGCUCAUCUAAGCCACCCAAGCUUGGUUAAUAUAUUCUAGAGGUUACUCCACCUAUUUCCAAUUGGUUUUUGGUUGGAACCCUCCAAGAAAUCUAACAUGGUAUCAGAGCUAGGUCUUGAGUGACCUCACAUCGUGUGGUCAAGUCUCCAUCGCCCGAGUCAACUCAUCAAUUCAUACCUCCACGUGCAUCCGGGCUACACGUGAGGGGUCGCCCGAGUCAAAUCUCUUGGUUUCCUCAAUUUGUACCUCCACGUGCAUCCGGGCUGCACGUGAGGGGGAGUGUUAGAUUUAAUCCCACAUCACUCAUCUAAGCCACCCAAGCUUGGUUAAUAUAUUCUAGAGGUUACUCCAUCUAUCGCAAAUUGGUUUUAGGUUGGAACCCUCCAAGAAAUCUAACAGAACCAGAUUUCAUGACAGAAUAAGUUGUAUAUGGAGAAAUGAUCAAGAGGCUCCAAUUGUAUAAAAAAUUUGGCUGAUGAGGAGAUAUAGACUGAAAUGGCUCCGAUAACUGUCCAGUGGCGUGUGUUCAGCAGCUUGUGGGUUUCACCACAAUAGGCUUUCAUAGACACUAUGAAGCAAAACCAGGCAGCUGAAACGAAGCUUGCAGUGGCCCCUCCAUUUUGUAUCAUUCAAGAGUCCAGAAGAUAUUUCCGGUAGCCGAAGGAAACUUGAUCAGUUGAUAGAGAAAGGCAGUGGGCCACAGAGUUUCCAGCUUGCUCGUGGACAGUACUUUAAACUUUUUCUCCAAAACGAACAGAAGCAAUAUAUGCCAAUGGUGUGCUUCUGCUUCUUCAACCCUAUAGCAUCAUGGAUCAGGCUCGAUAACCAUUGGUGUCUGCCAGAAAAAUUCCCGAUAUCGUGAUAUUUUGGUGCCAAGCAGAAUUGCAGAAUGCAGUUGCAGAGCAAUCCAGCCCAUCUUCUCGGUCAUCUUGCAAGAAUCAAGGAAGGGGAAUAAAACCAUAGUUCUUGAGAAAUAGAGACAAGAGUCAUUUGUAUAUCCUAGCAUUUUGUUUCCAAUCGUAAACCAUUAAUGUGGCGGUGAUCUUGUACGUGCACCAGUUACAUUUGCUUUUAAACGAAAUUUGUGUGUGUUUAGCAUUCUCAAAUUCUGUCGAUACUUAUCUUAAAAAUGCUUUCGACGUA
Rhododendron vialii is the source of this 7422-nucleotide messenger RNA. Its product is annotated as putative disease resistance protein RGA4. The record is from RefSeq and is a predicted model, not a curated record. Gene Ontology annotation, molecular function: ADP binding. Lineage: Eukaryota; Viridiplantae; Streptophyta; Magnoliopsida; Ericales; Ericaceae. Bases 328 to 3990 code for a protein of 1220 amino acids. The transcript is spliced from 8 exons. Gene Ontology annotation, biological process: defense response to other organism.